GAUGAAGGAGGAACUGAAGUUUAACUACAUUCUGGUUGUUGAUACUGAAGGUCUUCGUGCUCCUGAACUGGCUGGAAUGUCAAUAAGACAUCAUGAUAAUGAACUGGCAACAUUUGUAGUGGGGCUUGGAUCAACAUUUUUGGAGAAAACCCAUCAGAGAUGCAGGACAUCUUUCAGAUUGUUGUUCAGGCCUUCAUGAGGAUGAAGAAGGUCAGACUGAACCCCAGCUGUGUGUUUGUUCAUCAGAAUGUUACUGAUGUUGCAGCUGGAGAUAAAAACAUGGAAGGAAGAAGACGUCUGCAGGAGAAACUGGAUGAAAUGGCAAAGCUUGCAGCUAAAGAAGAAGUUUGUGAGGCAGAAAGUUUCAGUGAUGUCAUUGCAUUUGAUGUACAGGAAGAUGUGAGAUACUUUGCACAGCUCUGGGAGGGCAGCCCACCAAUGGCUCCACCAAACCCAUCCUACAGUGAGUGUGUUCAGGAACUGAAAAAUACCAUUCUCAAAAAAGCCCCUACAUCUCACACACUGACACUGUCUGAAUUCAGCACACGUUUAAAGGACUUGUGGAGUGCACUCCUUUAUGAAAAUUUUGUCUUUAGCUUCAGAAACACACUGGAGAUCGCAACUUACAGAAAACUGGAAGCUGAAUUUAGUAAAUGGACCUGGACCCUGAGAAGUGUCAUGUUGAGUAUAGAAGAUAAACUUCUGUAUAGAAUAGAAAAUGGAGAUCUUCAUGUGGGUGAAAACGACCUUAUAGAAAAUAUGAAGAAGACACGAGAGGAAGUGACAAAGUCAAUGAUCCAAUUCUUUGAGGAGGACAGGGACAAAGACACUCUGAUUCAGUGGAAAAGCAGAUUCACUUCUAAAAUUUAAGAACUUUAUGAUGAACUGGUCAUAGAAUCAAAAACAAAACUGAUUGAAGUCAUUGAGCAGAAGAAGACUAAAGAGACGCUGGAGAAAAGAAAGACAGAUUAUGAAAAGAAGCUCUUUAAUCUGAGCAAGGAGCUGGCUCCGAGUCAAAACAAGGAAAAGACAGAUGAAGACACACUCAAGAGAGAAUUUGACAAUGUAUGGAGGAAAUGGAUCACUGACAUCACAAAAGACACACCAAAAGUUAAGGACAUAGAUUUUUGGGAGGAUGUUAGAAGAAUCUUGUCUGAAAGCUUUGAAAUGUCCCUUGUGCAUGAACGUCUUUCACAGGAAGCCUAUAAAACUAUCAACAGUCUGGGACAUUUCUGUGAUUACAUUGUUUUGAACAAGAAUGACAAUAUUUCUAACAAGAGUGAACAACCUCAGACUCAGGCAAAGAGAGGAUGGACUUCAAACCAUGUGCAGAUUGUGAGUAAUAUUUUUAGGAAGAAAAAUUAUGCUAAUGCAGAGGAGCACAUCUUAAUAAGGGACCUAAUCAGUGACAUUGUUGAGAAAACAUCACAGAUAAUUAAGGCAAUAUGGCGUGCACAGUCUGGCUACAACAGUGGUCAGGUUCAGCAAAUAAUAGAUUUAGUCAAAAACACUGUAAAAGAAUAUCAAAUAAAAAAGCAGAGCUAUGUGUUUAGGAAAGAGUUCACCGUGGAUCUGUGCCUGUUUGUAUGUGACCUGACAAAACCCACAUUUCUUGAACAAUUCAAGAGAGCAAACAAUCCAGAACAUUACCUGGAGAGUCAGAAAGAGCAGUACUAUAAUGUCUACAAGAACUUCUGCCAAGGUGCCACAACAACAGCAAUAUUUGGAGAAGUUCUCUGCAGCAAACUUGAACCAUCAAUACUGCAAGCUGUUUACAAUGAAACUGCUAUCAAUGUGGCAGCAGAAAUGAGGGCUUCAAUUCCUGCAUUAAGGAGUAACAGAUCAAACCUGGAGAAGCAUAUCCUGAGAACCCUUGCAGAGGAGGAGAACUUUGAGAACUACAGAGAAUACAUUCACAAUCCCAAACAGUACUUCACAAGAUUCAUCUUGAAUCAGGCUCUCAAGUACCUCAAUAAUGAGAAAUACAAGAUUCAGACCAUUUUCAGAGGAAAUUUGGAAAACAAAAAGCUGAAAAUUAACAAUGCAGUCUAUGUUGCAACAGACGAGGUCAGAAAAAAACAUGGUAAUGCCAACAUGUGGAUGAAAUGCUUUUCCAAAACUCUAAUAGAAGAUCUGAAAUUCACUGAAAUCUCAAAUGUUGAUUCUAUGGAAAUCACAGACUUUGAUUUUCUUAGCAAAAUUUUAACUGAAGGUCUUACAAAAAUGGUGAUAAAUCUGCAUGAAGCAGAUAUAAAACUGGAAAUGCUCCAGAAGAGGUCAGAGGAGAUUUUGAUUGAUCAUUUCUGUCAGUGUUGCUGGGCCCAGUGUCCUUUCUGUAAAGCCAUCUGCAUCGGCACAAUGAAAGACCAUGAUGGAGAACACAGUGUUCCUUUCCAUCGGGCACAUGGAAUCAGUGGGAUGUAUUACAGAGGAACAGUGAAUCUUCGUUCUGAUUUCUGUACAACUGCGGUUCAGACUGAUAAAAGAUUUUUGCCCAGUGGAGAAUCAAAGUCAGUUCCUUACAAACAGUACAGAACAGCAGGAGGAGAGUACGCUACCUGGAACAUCACCACCGACUGCUCUGAGCUGCCGUACUGGAAAUGGUUUGUGUGCAGAUUCCAGGAGGACCUGGAAAACCUUUACAGUAAAAAAUUCCAGGGGUCAGGAAAAAUUCCUGAUGAAUGGAAGAAGUACACCAAGGAGGAUGCUUUAGAGAGUUUGAACAAUUACAUAUAAAGACAAAGAGAGGUUAAAUGAAAUCAUUCUCAUAUAUAAUGGAUUCUUGCACUUAACAAAACAACUUCUAAAUGAAUUCUCACGCAAAUCAUUAAUUUUAGGACAAAAUAUUAAGUCUUAUUUUAGUUUAUAUGUCUACACAAUAAAAUGGUCUAAAAUAAGAUUUUGGUACAUUGCCUUACACUGAAUGAUUUGCUUCUUUUAUAUCAGUUUCUUUUUUGCAUAUAGAGUAAAAUGUAUGUGAUGAUUCUACUGCUAAAAAUCCUAUUUAGAAUCAGUGUAACAAAAAUGUAUUUUUCUUUGCCUUUUUAAUAACGCUAUCCAUGUAAACUGAUGUGAGCUCAAGUGGAAAUCAAGUGGUAACUUUUCAAUUUCUAAUAACAAAACUGCAUUUUUAUAGCAUUACAGUUGAUAAGGGAUAAAGUAAACUGUUUACCCUUAUAUGAUUCACUCUAAUCUAUAUCACUCUUAUAUUGAUCACCUUUUAUAUACCCACAACUGCAUGUGUGUGUUUCUGUAUCUUUCUCAACUGAAAAUGUACUUCUUUAUAACAAUGCAUCUAUAUUCAACUCAUGCUGUGUAAAUGUUGUUCAGUAGAAAAGUAGGUGAAGCAAACUGUCCAUUGUAAUAAGUAACAGACAGGAAUAUUCAGGGUUUUAUUUUCACUCCAAAAUGUGAUUGUGCACAGCUGCACUUGUGCUGCACUGGUGUUCAAAGUUCACUCUCAUCCCUUCACCUGCAUCUCUGUGCUUCUUUCUGCUUGUAUUUCUCUUUUCUUAAUAAAUAUAUUUCUCAUUACAA
Messenger RNA from Astyanax mexicanus (Mexican tetra), 3537 nucleotides. RefSeq names its product interferon-induced very large GTPase 1-like. The transcript has a single exon. Lineage: Eukaryota; Metazoa; Chordata; Actinopteri; Characiformes; Acestrorhamphidae. The record is from RefSeq and is a predicted model, not a curated record. The coding region runs from base 160 to 870 and encodes 236 amino acids. Gene Ontology annotation, molecular function: GTP binding.